AUGUCAGAUGCCUAUGGGAGAGCUUAAAAAUCUUUUUAACAUUAAAGUACUCUGAAAUAAGAUAUCAGUUCUGUUGAUGUGUCUUUGGAUCCUUAUCGAUUUUAUCGACCUAUUCUAAGAGUAUAAACAUCUUUAGAAAAAAUUGUGUAACAUUAAGAUAAACCUUGUUCACCAAUUCCAUAUCGUAUGUAUAUUUUAUAAUUUGAUUAGAAAUACAAUCAUCAUAUGAUGGAUAAGAGAUGUGUUACUUGAUGAAUAGUCAGAAUAAAUUCUCAUUUAAUAAUUCAUUAGAUAGCAAAUUAUGGUUUCAAAGACCUUAAGAUAUUUAAAACUCAUAAUGUAAAUAAUUAGUAAAUAUUCCAAUUUUAUUUACUUCUCCUAGAGCAUCUUAAACAAAUUAAAAUGAAAAAGAACAGUAGAAAUAAAAUCAAUCUAGAUCUUAAAAUAUACAUUUUUUAAAAGAAUAGCUUAAGUUUUUUAAGGAAGAUUCAGUCUUAAGUGAAGAAAUAAAUCAUAGUGAAGAAAGCAGUAUAGAAUUAAAAAGAAAAAAUAAGAAUAAAAUUACAAGUAAACGAAGAAAAAAGCAUACAAGUGAUAGUUCAGAAUCUUUUAGAAUCACUAAAAAAAAAAAGAUAUCUAAGGUUAAUGAUACUAAAAAUAUUACAAAGAAUUAUUCUAAAGCUAUAAUUUCCUAUAUUUCAAAUAAUCCUUUAAUUGUGUAAAAAGUAAUGCAAAAAAAUAGAUAUGAUGAUUUAGUCAAUUUUCUAAAAAACAAAAAAAAUUCAAUGACUAAUAUAAAAUAACUAAGAGAUUUAUGGGUUAAUAGUGGUAAAAAUGCAGAAUAUAAUAGAGUAUUUAGAAUAAUAAGGUAAUUGAUAUGAAUUAUUUAGUUAAUUAUUCUUAAAGACAUAAGCAGUCUCUUAUGUAUACAAUUCUAGAAUUUCUAAUACUUAAUGGCAUCUUAAAUACAGGUUUAAUCUUUUAAGAGCUUUGAAAGAACCUGAAAAUUUUAAAUUUAUAAAAGAUAUUUGA
This is a messenger RNA of Paramecium sonneborni, 1032 nucleotides long. NCBI's taxonomy places the organism in Eukaryota, Ciliophora, Oligohymenophorea, Peniculida, Parameciidae. The record is from the annotation of a GenBank genome assembly.